AUGCCUCGUGGUCACAAGAGUAAGCUCCGUGCUCGUGAGAAACGCCGCCAAAACAGACCUGAAACCCAAAGUCUUAAGAGUGCUCAGGCAGCUACUGGAGAGGAAGAAGAGGCCACUUGCUCUUCCUCUUCUGUUCUGGCAGAUGCUGCCUCCAGCUCUGCUGGUGCUGGUCCUCUCCAGGCAUCUCUGAGUGACCCAGCCACCACCAGUGCUGCUGCAGGUGUUUCAAGUGAAAGAUGCCCUGGAAAAGCCAAGGGCCAUGGUAGUAAAAGUAAACAUUCAUCUGGGGCUUCAGCUUCCACUGGGAUCCCUGGCAAAGAUCUUCUAAAUAAGAAGGCUACACAGUUAGUAGAGUACCUGAUAUAUCAGUAUCAAAUGAAGGAGCCCAUUAGAAAAGCAGACAUGCUGAAGAUAGUCCACAAAUGGUGCAGGAAGGACUUCCCUGAGAUUCUCAGGAAGGCCUCUGAGCACAUAAAUCUGUUCUUUGGCCUAGAAUUGCAAGAAGUCAAGCCCAGUGGUAACUAUUACAUACUUGUAGACAGUCAGGGUGACACCAGCUAUGGGGAUCUGAGCAGAGGCUGGAGAUUUCCUAUAAAAGGGAUUCUGAUGCCUCUCCUAAGUAUGAUCUUCCUGAAUGACAACUGUGCCUCUGAGGAGGAGAUAUGGGGAUUCCUGAAUAAUUUGGGCAUCUAUGAUGGAAAGAGUCACUUCAUUUUUGGAGAGCCUAGGAAGCUUAUCACCCAAGAUUUGGUGCAGGAAGAAUACCUGGUGUACCAGCAGGUAGGAAACAGUGAUCCUCCAUCCUAUGAGUUCCUUUGGGGUCCAAGAGCCCACACUGAGAGCGGCAAGAUGAAGGUUUUACAGUUUUUGGCCAAGCUCAAUGAUAGUGAACCCACAGCUUUCACAGGUUAUUAUGAAGAGGCUUUGAAAGAUGAGGAUGAGAGAUUCCAAGCUGCACCCAGACCUAGCAGUCCUUCCAAGACCAGUGGGCACCCCAGAGCCACAUCCAGUCACUGCUCUCCCCCUGAGUGA
Artibeus jamaicensis (Jamaican fruit-eating bat) is the source of this 1032-nucleotide messenger RNA. RefSeq names its product melanoma-associated antigen B4-like. Lineage: Eukaryota; Metazoa; Chordata; Mammalia; Chiroptera; Phyllostomidae. The coding region runs from base 1 to 1032 and encodes 343 amino acids. The transcript has a single exon. The record is from RefSeq and is a predicted model, not a curated record. Gene Ontology annotation, cellular component: nucleus. Gene Ontology annotation, biological process: negative regulation of transcription by RNA polymerase II.